AAAAUAAAAACACACAACUUUUACGAUACUAUUCUCAAAUAACCCAACUCAAACAAAUUUCACCGUAGGAGCACUUACUACAAUCAAACUCACACGAAACCCAUUAGGCAAUUCUGAUGCCACACCUGGUCCAGCAUUCAUAUCUUAUUUCAAGCCCACACAAAGUCAAUACAAGUACAAAAGUUACAAACAAAAGCCCUAAACGUCUAAAACUUUCCUUAGAUUGAGUUCCUAAUCUGUGUCAUCACCUCCACCAUUCACUUUUAUCACCUCACUUUUUCUCUCUCCUCUCUCACCUCUUUCUCUCUCCUGUUACAGUAGUUCCCACAAAAAUGCUAGCUUUAAAUCUGCUACCCUCUUCUUCUCUCUCUCCUCUCAACAACUCUCUUAAACCCUUCAAAAACCCUUCUUCUCUCCUUCCCCCAAUUUCAACUCUCAAACUCAGAAAUUCAGCAAAUUCAUCCCCAAAAUUUAUUCAUUUUCAAUCUAAUCCCAGAAAUCUUUCAACCCCAUUUACAAAUUCAAAACUACCCACCAAACCCAGAUCCCAUUUUUUGAUCCCACAUUGUUCAUCUUCAACCUCCCCUGAAUCUUUACCCUCUGAAUCCAAUGAAUCAAAUCCCAAAUCAAAAACCCUAAAACUUGCUCUUGUUUUUGGGCUAUGGUACUUCCAAAACAUUGUUUUCAACAUUUAUAACAAAAAAGCUUUGAACAUUUUCCCUUUUCCUUGGCUUUUAGCUUCUUUCCAACUUUUUGUGGGUUCAAUUUGGAUGCUAUCUCUUUGGUCAUUUAAGCUUCAAACUCCUCCAAAAAUCACCAAACCCUUCAUUUUAGCACUUCUUGGUCCUGCACUUUUUCACACCAUUGGUCAUAUCUCUGCUUGUGUCUCCUUUUCUAAGGUGGCUGUUUCAUUCACUCAUGUGAUCAAGUCCUCUGAGCCUGUUUUCUCUGUGAUCUUCUCCACUUUCUUAGGCGAAUCGUACCCUGUUUCGAUAUGGCUUUCAAUCCUCCCCAUUGUAUUCGGGUGCUCCCUUGCCGCGGUCACCGAGGUGUCCUUUAAUUUGCAAGGGUUGUGGGGUGCUUUGAUUAGUAAUGUAGGUUUUGUACUGAGAAAUAUUUACUCUAAGAAGAGUUUACAGAGUUUUAAAGAGGUUGAUGGAUUGAAUUUGUAUGGUUGGAUUAGUAUAAUCUCUUUUUUCUACUUGUUUCCGGUUGCUUGUUUCGUGGAAGGGCCUCAAUGGGUUCAAGGCUAUCACAAAGCGAUCGAAUCAAUUGGUAAUCCAAUGACAUUGUAUAUUUGGGUUUUGAUAUCUGGGGUGUUUUAUCACCUCUAUAAUCAGUCAUCUUACCAAGCAUUAGAUGAGAUUAGCCCACUUACCUUUUCAGUGGGCAAUACUAUGAAGAGGGUGGUUGUUAUUGUGGCAACUGUUUUGGUCUUCAGGAACCCUGUUAGGCCUCUUAAUGCUCUAGGUUCCGCCAUCGCCAUCUUCGGAACGUUCUUGUAUUCACAAGCAAAUGCAGCUCAGAAGGCCAAGAAGAAGCUUGAAGGUGAGAAGAGUAGCUAAAAAACAGUACUUCAGAUUUUUUUUUUUGUUGUAGCAAAAUUUUGGCUAUGUUGUUUUAAGUUUUAACAUUGUUUGCAUUAUGUUGCCUUGAUACUUAGAAUUUUAUAGGACCUUUUUUGUUUAAUCUACAACACCUAAAUUAGACUUGUAUGAGUGUAUCUCAUUUCGUGUUUUAAUUUGGGAA
Molecule: messenger RNA, 1749 nt
Organism: Chenopodium quinoa (quinoa)
Lineage: Eukaryota; Viridiplantae; Streptophyta; Magnoliopsida; Caryophyllales; Amaranthaceae
Product: xylulose 5-phosphate/phosphate translocator, chloroplastic-like
Exons: 1
Coding region: 333-1565 (410 amino acids)
Cellular component (GO): Golgi apparatus
Molecular function (GO): antiporter activity; phosphoglycerate transmembrane transporter activity; triose-phosphate transmembrane transporter activity
Source: RefSeq, a predicted model, not a curated record